This is a messenger RNA of Closterium sp. NIES-65, 2046 nucleotides long. Lineage: Eukaryota; Viridiplantae; Streptophyta; Zygnematophyceae; Desmidiales; Closteriaceae. The record is from the annotation of a GenBank genome assembly.
AUGUCCGCCUUGGCAGAUGGGACGGCAAGCCAACGCGCUCGUGGUGGCGGAAAGCGCAACGGCGGCAGGGCUGCCGCGGCCAAGGGCGGUCCCUCGGGCAGGCAGUCGCAGGAUGCGGAUGGAGGCGACGAGGGGGAUCAUGCCGAGCCGGAAGCUCGUGGUGGCGGAAAGCGCACCGGCGGCAGGGCUGCCGCGACCAAGGGCGGUCCCUCGGACUCGCAGGAUGCGGAUGGUGGCGACGAGAAGGAUCAUGCCGAGCCGGAAGCUCGUGGUGGCGGCAUACGCAACGGCGGCAGGGCUGCCCCGGCUAAGGGCGGUCCCACGGGCAGGCAGUCGGAGGAUGCAGAUGGUGGCGACGAUAGGGAUCAUGCCAAGCCGGAAGCUCGUGGUGGUGGCAUUCACAACGUCGGUAGGGCUGCCGCGGCCAAGGCCGGUCCCUCGGGCUCGCAGGAUGCGGAUGGUGGCGACGAUAAGGAUCAUGCCGAGCCGGAAGCUCGUGGUGGCAGCAUGCGCAACGGCGGCAGGGCUGCCGCGGCUAAGGGCGGUCCCUCGGGCAGGCAGACGCAGGAUGCGGAUGGUGGCGACGAGAAGGGGCAUGCCGUGCCUGCAUGCCGUGGCGUUAACGAUCGUGAUGAGGACGAGCCAGCAGCUGUGACUGAUGAGAAAGGUGGACGUGAAGCUGUGAUUCCCUACCAACGGCGCAAGGCUGUGGAUCCGGGCAGUUGCGACCAAGCUGCUGAAGAGCUCCUGUUCAUGGUGCUGGUGGUGGGGGGUGGUGUGGAAUACAUGUCGUGUGGCGGAGGGAUAGCUAAGCAUAGCACUCAUCCUUCAUCUCACUCCCCUCUCUCUCCCAUCCCUCCCCGCCAUCUGCGAGAGCCCCUGUUCAUGGUGCUGGGGGUGGUGUGGGUGUCAUGCAGCGGAGGGAAUAGAGGAAGCCGUAUCCGUCAAUCUCACGCGGCCCCCUUUCUGUCCGCCGCUCCUCCCUCCCCUCUCUAUCUCGUCCCUCACCCUCCUUGUCCAGAGCCACUAGCUCCUGUUCAUGGUGCUGGUGGUGGGGUGGGUGUCAUGCGGCGGAAGCCCAUGUUCAUGGUGCUGUUGUUGCUUAACGUUGGUUCUUCUCCCACUGUCCCCUUCUCCCGGCCCCCCUUUAAUCUACACCUCUCCCCUUCCCUCCCGCCAUCCCGUUCUCUCCCUCCCUCCAUUUCUCUUCAGCCCUCCCCUUCUAUCCCGUCCUCCAUGUCUCUCCUGCCCUCCCCCUCUCCCCUGCCCUCCCCUUCCCUCCUGCCCUCCCCUUCUCUCCCGCCCUUCCCUGCUCUACUGCCAUCCAGCCAACCCUCCAUUCAUUCUAAACCGCCCUCCACUUCGUCCAUACCCUUUGGACAACCCCUAAACCAUGGCGUGCAUGAUCUUCGUCCCCGCCUUGUCCUGCGUGCGCGCAGGAGGGAAUCAGCGGGUCAGCUCGUGGGGAAACAGCAGAGACGGGCUCCCGUUUGCCAAUGGCCGGGCUUGGCAAAGGUUAAAAAGACCGACUGGAACGUCUCGAACUCCCACCGCAAGAACACCGAGUGGAUGACGGGUUUGCACCGAAAUGUGCGGUGGAUUAUCAAGGACCACUUCACACGCCACACCCCCGUGUACAACACAGUCGUGCAGGGCUUCAAGUGGGGCGACCGUGGCCUGUAUGUUCACGAGUCAGGAUUUGAGGCGUUCAAGGGGAAGGCCGUGCCUGACGAGGAGAAGAAGGACUUGAAGGAGGAAGAGCAGGAGGUGUACGACGCGGAGGACUUGAAGACGGAUGACGAGGAGGAUGACGAGGAUCAGGAGGAGGAGGAGGAGGAGGAGGAGGAGGAGGAGGAGGAGGAGGAGGAGGAGGAGGAGGAGGAGGAGGAGGAGGAUGAGGAGGAGGAGGAGGAUGAUGAGGAGGAGGAGGAACAAGGCAUUGGUGGAGACAGCAAGGGGGGCAGCACGCCAGGCAAGAAAGUAGAGUCAGCAUGGGGGGUAGCACGGGCGGCAAAAGCGUGGAGUCAGCAAGGGGGGCAGCAGUAG